ACCAAAACUGAUUCCACUUGGACUAGAACCAAACACAGAGACCUAGCCAGGGCCAGUGGGAACCUUGAGGGUCUUCCCAGUCAGAUAAAAGUUGGUCGAUGGUCCCGCCACUCCAGGAUUGUCACCGCUAACCGGGACUUGUUUGAGGGCAUGGGAUCGGAUGUAGCCGGCAUAGGGUUAUUUGAGGCUACCCCUGCAGUGGACCCAAUGCUGAUGGAAAACUCAGAGCGUAUUCUGAGCAAGGUCCAAACAUUGGCCCGGAUGUACAGUGCCAAAGCCAGCACCAUGAAGGUCCCACUGCAUCAGAAACGGGCCAGCGCUGUAUGGAACCAAACAUGGGACUACAGUAGACUGUCUGGACACUCAAGUCAGACCCAAACUGAAAGCCGGACACAGGUUCAAACUCUGACGCAAUUACAGACCCCAACUAGGUACCAGCAGCAAAGACAAUACCACAUGGAAGUCAAUCAAUCACAUACCCACUCCAAGUCCAAAUAUGGAACCAAAACUCACCCCGAGACCAAAGUUCAGAGCCAAACUAUAACACAAACAGGGCAGCAAUCGCAGAUCCAAACUAAAACCCAGAACCAAACCAAGACUUAUAGCCAAUACCAGACCCAAACCAUGAGCCGGGAGGACCAAACCAUCCAGGAGAAGAGGAUGAUAAAGAGAGCAGGAAGCCUGACAAAUGAUUUUCAGGAGGAAGUGCUGGCACCCGUUGAGCCUCUGCUGUUUGGACAUGUGUUUGUCAAGGAGCAGCUGACCCCGGCCUGUACAAACCAGACAAAUGGUUUCACCCUCUCCAGGCCCAGAGACUUCAUCUCUGCUUUGACUAAGGAAAGAGACUCCAUUGUGGGCUGUAUAUCAGGUGACAACAACCAGACUUCCACCAGGCCUGGGGAAAGUCUACCAACUUCGAGAAUAGAUCCAUCAUCCAGUCAGGCUCAGGCAAACAACUUCAACCCCGGGUACACCUCUACUGACACGUCCAUGGCUUCUACAGCAUUAGGGCAUCACCUCAGAACACACCCUGAAGAGCCUAGCUCCAGUUUGUGUUUCUCUUCCAGUAACACCCAGUUGACCUCAGCCAUGAACUCGGAUUGUAGAGUCACCGAGUUCAGGGACUACUGCUCUAAGCGGGAGGUCCAUUCAAAAACGGAAGAGAGGGAGAAAAGGGAGGGGUCGGAGGAGCUGAGUGACCUGAGUGGCCCUGUUUAUUUAGUCAGAGAAGAAUCAACAUCUAUAAACAUGAUUACUCAGCCAGCACACUUUGAGCCAAAUAUCUCUGCUCACAGCAUACCACAGUGGGAAAUUUCCAAAUAUGGAGAUGAGCAGGACAAAUAUGAGCAGGAUAUAGCAGCUGCUCAAUGUAUACAAGAUAAACAAGCACCAGAAUACAAAAUGUCCACAGGACACACUGACAACAAGGAUGGGAGUGUUUGCUUGGUUUGUCCAGGACCCAUGGAUGGAGAGGCAUCCCCGGGAGAGAUAGUUCUGAUGGUAGCGACUACACAGAGUCAGGCUCCAACAGAGUACCACAAAUCUACUACAAAGCCAGGACUGGGCGGAGAUCAAUCCCAGAGGGAAUCACUUUACCUAGCGGAGGGAGGCGCCACUGCCCUGGGAUCCUCCGGUGGGCCACAGAAAGAUGAGCCCCCAAGCAUUCAGAUGAAACUAAAUGAGACAAAGUAUGAUUCUUCCUCACAAACCAGGAUGAUUCUUCAAGGUUCAGCUGUGGUCUUUACGGAAGAGACCCCUUAUUUCAGGUCCUCAGGAGAACUGGUUGCAACCCCAGACGAUCACAAAGCAAGAGCACCAAGUCCAUGCUCAUCGGUUCAAAACUCUGAAUCAAAUCCUACCCGACCACGUGUUCCUUCGGUGCAGUCUGCCGACUGUCUACCAACAUUCACCAGCCAGAAGCCGCAGAACCUACCCACUGCUAUGGGUAAACGGGCUCUGUCUAACUCCAGUUGCAGGGAACCAGGGCAGCAGGACUCACAAUCCCCAACCAGCCUGCCAUUUUCCAGCCGCCCAUCAGGCAGCCGCCCAUCUUCCAGACCCUCCUUGGAGACAUCCAACCUGGUGGAGAGACCUUACCCGGCCAUUGCCACCCCUGGCCAGAACACAGAUCAGACCUCAGCCUUUAGACCCAGCCUCAGGCACCGCUCCCCCUCCCCUGUUGGAGCUCUCCCUUCCACACCUCCCUGCUCCUCACCCUUCAGGGUUAUUUCAGCAUCAUCACCGACCCCUGUAUCUGCUGAAGAUGCCUCCCUAAACACCGUCUCCGGGACUCUUCCUUGUUUCUCUCCUACUCCCUCUUUUGGCAGGGGUUCCUCGCUGCGAGCUCGCCCUGCCUCCCCUUCUGCACCCUCCUCUCCUUUCACUCCCUCGUCCUCUUCCUCUGGGAGGUCAUCAUCCAUACGAGCAGGUCCUCCUUCCUCCCCUACACCAUCUUCCUCUUCUCUGCGAUCUCCCCCCUGUACCUCCCCCAUUGCUUCUUCCUCUGCAUUCACCAGAUCCUUAGCUGCCUCCUGUAUUAGCCAGUCCAUCAGUCAGAGUAUGGCGAGAAAGAACAAUGCCCUGCAACAAGCCCCACCCAUAAACACAGCAAACCAAAGCCCUUCCUCCACAUCAACCUUACCCUCCUCCCAUCUACAACGGCGCUCCCCUUCACCUAAACUCCCUCCGAGUCAGCAGGGCUCGAGCACGCCUGCGUAUGCCCAGCUGGGGUGUGCUAAAGAUGGGUACCAACAUCCAAGGGGUCUGACGUCCUCUCUCUGGUCCUCUUGCCCUUCUCCAUCUCCCAUGCAGUCACCUCCUCCCUCUCUUUCCCAACGCUCCCCCUCUCCGUCCAUGACUCUGACCAAUCAUCAGCCUUCUUCUCCUUCCCCUCGUCCCUCAUUCCUUCACUCCAAAACGGACUCGUCACAGAACGCAAACAACAACAACAAUAAUAGCGGUGGCAUAAACGCAGCGAAUAGCAGUGUGAGUAAUACCAGUAGCUGUAGCUUUUACCGUGCCAUGAGUAAUGGAUUUUCGUCCGGAAGUCCACAGAAGGCACCGCUAGCUAACGGUAGCACUAACACCACAGCAAUGCAACAAACCCCUGAUCCUCUCUGGUCGGGGUCACACAAUCGUGUAGCUCGGCCUUUUUCUGCAUCCGAACCCAGCUCACGAGUUCAGUCCCCAUCUCCCUCUCCAACCCUUGCCUCAUUCCCUCAACUCUGCUCCCCACCUCCUCAACAUAAUUACUCCUCCCCGAUGGCGAACAAACCUCCCCACCCCCGGAGUACACGGGUAGGAGGUGCCAGUUCCCAUAAUCCACUCGGGCUCACUUUGGAGCUACCAAGGACCUCUUCAGCAAGUUCAGCAUUUGGGCUGUCUUCGUCGUGUCUAAGCCCUCGGAUCCUCUCCCCGCCUCCUAUUGGCGUGUCAGUGAAUGCUUGGACAAAUAAUGUUGCAGCACCUCAACCCAGAAACCCUCGAUAUGCUUCCGCCUCUCCCGCUCUUUCCUUUUCUUCCUCAUUAGGCUCACCAACACUGGAGAAUGCCUCUUUCCCCACUUCCAUUUCUUCUUUGCGUAGUUCCAGAGCAUCUUCCCCUUCCGCAACCUGUCCUCCUGCAACCUCCCAAACCCUCCGUAGGUCUUUCUCCUCCAACCUGGCAGACAGAUCCCCUAGCCCAGCCCGGAGCAACCCUAGUGGACUGCGCCGCUCUUGGGCAGACAGCAGCCGCAGGUCCCUUGGUUUCAGUGGUAGUGGCCAAGGGUCCUUUGACCAGCAGGAGUCCUGUCCAACCAGUCCAAGGAGUGGGUGGUCCUCAUAUGGCAGCUCACCAUCCUGCCUUAGCCCUCGAGCUGGGCUUCAAUCCCCACUGUCACCUGGCCGGCUUACCCCAGGGAAGGGCACCCUUGGUGGGCAGCAUUUCACCAGCGUGCCCUGGCCAGACGUACGAGAGCUUUCAAACAAAUAUAAUGGAACUGAUAGCCUUGAUUCAAGUGCCACUUCCACUAUCAUCACCUCCCCUCCUGUUCCUCUCUCCUCGCUCUCCCACACCCUCCUCUCCUCUCCUGUUCCAUCAGACAGACUAACAGAAUGGGGAGACCCAGAGCUAGAAGAGGGUAGCUGUCGUAGCCAGCUGAUCUGCGCCUACGUUGCCCGGCCCUCCUGUGUACAAAACCUCUCUUCCUCAUGCAUGGUUCUCUCUUCCUCGGGCAUGACAUCCCCUCCACCUGCAUGCUACCAACACCACAACUUCCAAUCCACAACGCCUCCUCUACCUUCAAUCUCUUCCCCCUUGCCCUUGACCUCACCCCAACUACCAUUCGCCCAUUCAUCUCCUACCAAACAGGGAAACCAGAAGACCAGUUAUGCCACCACGGUUAACCUCCAAAUUGCUGGAAGUGGCCGAAUAACCUCCUUCAGCACCGCCCAAGUUAGCCUGACCCAAACCCUGCAGGGUGGAGCCGAAGCCAGAGGACCGGGACAGGGGCAGAUGACGAGGCGAGUAAGCAUCAAUGGACUUUCACACCUUCCUUCCCCUCUUCCUCAGAGCUGCAACAGGCUAUGAAAGAGAGAAGUCUUUCUUUCAUGGCCGUACAAAACAAGAAGGGCCAAAAGUAAAAGUAAUGGAAGUUGUUGUGUAACUGCUGGUUUCAGUUGGCCCAGGCGUCCAGAUAUGUUCGCUGGCUUGUCGUGAGCCAUAAACCCCUGUAACUCCACAAGUCCUCCAUGCUGAAAAUUACCUUUAUCAAAUGGCAAAGCAUGGGGGACUUCAACUUGGGACAAAGUCCACAUCUGAGGGACGUAAUGAAUGUUGUCAACCCUAUUCAACACUGAUUCCCCACAGCGUGAUGGGAUGCAUUUGGGGUUGUAUGUAAUGCUGACUAAACUUUGAAUCUUGGUAACUUUUGGGAAAGCUUUGUAUCCUUGCAUUGAACAGAUGACCUUUCAAGAAUGGACAUUAAACCUGCAUAUGGCUUGUAUUUUUAGAUCUGGGCUAAUGACUUUGAAUUGGAUGCCAAUGGAAUUGCUUUAAAGAUCCUAAUAUUGUAAAAAGUAAAGAAAUACGUUGCAAUCAAUGUAAAUAAAUCACCCACCGAUGGAUGUGAUAAAUUCGUGAAUGCGCCAGUCUAAGACUCUGAUAACACAUCUGAUCUGAAGUCUGUUCAGCGCUGAGUUCACUUUCUGAACGUCUCUGGACUCUUUCUGUGGAUCCGCUGACGUUUUUGAGGAACAAUUAAUUUGACAAACUUUUGUAAUACACGCUUAAAUUAGUAACUUUUAUCUUAGCAUUUAUUGAGCUGGAUUACAUUAUGUUUUUUGCUAAUACUGCAAACACAGACCCGUUGAAAGUCAAGUGUCCGACCAGUGCUGUAUGCAAUCAUAGUUACUUAUUGUAUUAUUAUUAUUUUGGUAUGUUUGUUUGCUGUUUUUUCUUUUAUAUUCUGUUGAACAAACAUGUCAGGCUAUCUGAGGCCAGUGUUUAAGGUUGGUGAUAACUGUGGUUAUUAAUAAUCUGUCUUUUUAACCAUUUUAUAAUUCUUUUUAUUUUAUUGUUUAUUUAUGAGGUUAGUCUUAUUCUCUUUGGCACUUAUUAUCCUUAAAGUAAUGUCGGUAUUUUGCACAGUGUCCUGAGCUUUUGGGUGCAUGCUUCAAAGUGUGUGUAUGUGUGAGCGUUUGUGCAUGUGUGUAUCUGAAAAUGACGCGUCUGGUAAAUUCUCCUUUAACUUCAGACCAGGCCAAUAUCUGUGUGUUUUGAAUGCUGUGUCUGUUCCCAUAUUGAUGUACGUAGUUGGUUCAUUGACUUUACCCUCUCUUGUGUUGUCAGUGCCCUUCAGAGAACUCCACUUGUUUUUCAAAAGUUGUAAAAGAAUGUCAUUAGGUGGAAAAUACAGAAUAGGAUGAAAGGUUUUGCUUUAAAUCAACACAAAGGUGACGUAUGGACUCUUUCGUUAACAGUUGAUGAUUAAUGCAAAAGGCUUACAGUGUUCAAUUUAUGUUUGCCAAUUAGGCAAGGCAAGGCAGCUUUAUUUGUAUAUAGCACAUGUCAGCAAGUGCUUUACAUAAAACUUAAAAGAGCAGUUAAAAAAUGUGUUAAAGAGAAUAUAAAAACAGUUAAAAUAGAUAUGACAGGUAUGAAAAACAGGACUAAAACUUACAGUAUAGUGUAAUAACUGAACAAUUACUUAAAGAAAGGCAGUAUCAAAAAGAAUCAUCUUCACCUUUGAUUUAAAAGAACUGAGAGUUGCAGCAGACCUGCAGUUUUCUGGGAGUUAAUUCCACAUAUGUGGAGUAUAAAAACUGAACGCUGCUUCUCCGUGUUUAGUUCAGACUCUAGGGACAGAAAGCAGCUCUGUCCCAGACCGCCUGAGAGGUCUCUUCUUAAGGUCUUUUCAGACGGGGAGCGAUUGUCACGCAGGCAGUCUGGCACAAUCCGAUAAAAUUGUCGAGUUCGUGAUUAUCGCACACACACCUGCUGCAACAGUUGAACUGUCUUGAACUUUUCCUUGCGCGAGCAGACAUACACAUUGGAGUUUUUGCUUGUCAGAUGGCACAAGACUGGAUUUAUAGGGUAACGUCACGUUUGAACUUAAAAGAGGCUGUAGAUCUACGACUGUGCUAAUUUAGCUAACUUUAGCUAUCAACAUUAACAGUCUGUGGCUAACUCAAGACGCAAGUGUGUUGGAAGCGUUUCUAGGUGAAAUAGAAUAGGAAAAGAUGUUUAUAUGUCAUUUUGACACAAAUACAUAUUA
This is a messenger RNA of Perca flavescens (yellow perch), 6754 nucleotides long. RefSeq names its product flocculation protein FLO11. The record is from RefSeq and is a predicted model, not a curated record. The transcript has 4 exons. Bases 151 to 4569 code for a protein of 1472 amino acids. NCBI's taxonomy places the organism in Eukaryota, Metazoa, Chordata, Actinopteri, Perciformes, Percidae.